Molecule: messenger RNA, 2413 nt
Organism: Cryptomeria japonica (Japanese cedar)
Lineage: Eukaryota; Viridiplantae; Streptophyta; Pinopsida; Cupressales; Cupressaceae
Product: 26S rRNA (cytosine-C(5))-methyltransferase NOP2B
Exons: 17
Coding region: 121-1959 (612 amino acids)
Biological process (GO): maturation of LSU-rRNA; rRNA base methylation
Cellular component (GO): nucleolus
Molecular function (GO): RNA binding; rRNA (cytosine-C5-)-methyltransferase activity
Source: RefSeq, a predicted model, not a curated record
CACGAUAACCUAAACUGGCUAAAAGAAAUUAUUUUUAUAUCUUUUGAAAUAUAUUAGAGGGUUUAGAAUUUUUUCUAAAGGUUUAACUCAGACCUCCCUCUGCAACUUCUCCUUUCGUCCAUGGCUGGUGUGAUGAAGAAACGAAAGGCAGGUGCAGUGAAGAAGGUUCAUCCCAACACUCUUAAGAAGAAGAAAAUUGCUCAGCACACUGAUUCCGUUCCAUCACGCAGCAAAAGCAACUUAUUUGAAGAGGACGCCGCCGCUUCUGCCUCUCCCUCUCCUUCUGCGUCUGAUAAGGAAGAGGAGGGAUUUUAUGCGAAUGGCUUUGACAGUGAUAUUUCAUCAGACGGUGAACCUCUAAGAGACGAUUUUAUCGAGGGGGACAAGCUCACCGCUCAUGAUUCGGACCAAGAAGAAAGUGAAGAGGAGGAGCUGGACAUUGAGAAGAAGUCUCGUAUUUUGGAUGCUGAAAAGGAAAGAGAGCACGAUGAAGCAGAUGCUGAAUUGAAGCUGAAUAUUCAGCAAGAGCCCGAUGAUUUCAUACUGCCCACUGCUCAAGAGCUUGAAGAAGAGGGGAAGCGCCCGCCUGAUCUCCCAAACCUUAAGAGGAGAAUAAAAGAGGUUGUUAGGGUCCUGUCCAAUUUCAAAGCUUUAAGGCAAAAAGGGUCUACUCGGAAGGACUAUACUGAGCAGCUUGUUGCAGAUUUGUCUCUAUAUUAUGGCUACAAUGACUAUUUGAUCCAGACCUUCCUCGAGAUGUUUCCUGUUGCUGAAGCAGUAGAGCUUAUUGAAGCAAACGAAUCUCCUCCACCUACAUGCCUCCGGACUAACACUUUAAAGACUCGGAGGAGGGAUCUUGCUGGAGUUUUAAUUAAUCGAGGGGUAAACCUUGAUAUUCUGGGUAAAUGGUCCAAGGUUGGAUUGAUUGUAUAUGAUUCACAAGUGCCUGUAGGUGCUACUCCAGAAUACAUGGCUGGUCAUUACAUGCUUCAAAGUGCCAGUUCAUUUUUGCCAGUGAUUGCAUUGGCUCCUCAGGAAAAAGAGCGAGUUGUAGAUAUGGCAGCUGCUCCUGGAGGCAAAACAACAUACAUCGCUGCUUUAAUGAAAAAUACAGGAAUGAUCUAUGCCAAUGAAUUAAAGAAGGAAAGACUCAAAUCUUUAACAGGCAAUAUUCAUCGGAUGGGUGUGACAAAUACAAUCGUCUGCAAUUAUGAUGGCAACGAGUUGCCAAAAGUAUUGAGUCUAAAUUCAAUGGACAGGGUGCUUUUGGAUGCACCCUGCAGCGGCACUGGUGUCAUACGGAAAGAUGAAAGAGUUAAGACUAACAAGAGUGCUGAGGAUACUUCCAAAUGUUCAUUUUUGCAAAAGAAAUUAAUUUUGGCAGCAAUUGACAUGGUGGAUGCAAAUUCAAAAACAGGGGGUUAUGUGGUAUAUUCAACAUGCUCAAUAAUGGUUGCAGAGAAUGAGGCAGUUGUGGACUAUGCACUUCGUAAGCGUGAUGUAAGAGUUGUCCCAUGCGGUUUGGACUUUGGCCGUUCUGGAUUUGUGCGUUACCGUGAGCAUCGCUUUCAUCCUUCUUUGGAAAAAACUAGGCGUUUCUACCCUCAUGUACACAACAUGGAUGGCUUUUUUGUUGCUAAGCUUAAAAAAAUGAGCAAUGGUAUCCCAAUUCCAAAAGAUGGAGCAGGAGCGGAAGAUCUAGGUAAUAUUGAAAAUGGAGAUGUUGGAAAAGAAGCCGAUGAUAAUGCUACAACUAAGAGUGAAAAAUUAGAUAAUAUAACUUCUGGAAUCAAGAGAAGUUUUAAGUCAUCUGAGAUUAAAAUGAAGAAAUCAGAUGUAAGGGACAAACCAAAAGGAAAAAAGAAAUAUCCACCCAGAGAGGAAAUUUCCAAAGUCAGAGAGGAGAAAAGGGAAGCGUUGAGAAAAGCUAAAACAGGCAGGCAGGAAGAAAAAUCCUGACAAAAGAGAACGAGUUGAAGACAUUGUCUAGUAAACUGUAUCGGAGACAGAAGACAAGGCAGUUGAAAUACGCAAAAACCAGGGAAGAAUGCUUUAAUGUUGAGAUACAAUGUGUUGUAUGAUUGCCAUCUUUGGCAAAAGGGGGUCUAAUUUACAUCUUUAUUAGUGCCAUUUUUGUAUACUUAAAAAGAACUGUAACUUUACAUAAUGGGUUGUUGAGCUGUGUUAUGAUCAAACAGCAUCCCAAUUACUUGCAGGGUAAUUUUUCUGGUCUAGCUGGAUAAAGAUGUACUCAGGGAUUACAUGUAGAGGGGUAUUGCUAUAAAUAUUCUGAGGCAAAGCAAUUUGUCAUCAUCUAUUUUUUGAUUUAGGAUUUUACCAUGGUCGGUGUGUUUAAUUUUUGGUUAUUUGACUCAAAGCAUAUAUAUAAUGGCAAGUUGCCGGUUGUCCUUGA